Messenger RNA from Colletotrichum karsti, 2559 nucleotides. RefSeq lists its product as uncharacterized. The transcript has 2 exons. Bases 1 to 2559 code for a protein of 852 amino acids. The record is from RefSeq and is a predicted model, not a curated record. NCBI's taxonomy places the organism in Eukaryota, Fungi, Ascomycota, Sordariomycetes, Glomerellales, Glomerellaceae.
AUGGCGCCGGCAGAAGGGUUCUCGGCGCCGGGCGUCGCUACCUACGACUCCAACACCAUGACGGUCGGCGACGGAACCUGGGAUUUCGAGAAGAACACUUUUCUGUUGCCCAACCUUCAAGGUCUCAAUUUUGAGACGAUGCAAUACAAUGGCAUGGGGAAUCGCUUCUCGACGGUCGCUCAAUACCACACUCUCAUUCUCGCUCAUGGCGUCAUGGGCGCCAUAGUCUUCCUUUUCAUCGUUCCGAUAUCCAUCCUGAUGGCUCGAUUCUAUACCGCGAAACCCGGCUACGCCAUACCCUAUCAUGCGCAACUACAGAUCCUCGGAGCGCUGAUGCUCGUCGCCGUCUUUACCCUGGGCUGGUUCGCCGUCGGCCCUGAACGAAGUUGGACCAACCCACAUCACGCGAUCGGCUUGGCUAUCUUCAUCAUGUUCCUCCUCCAGAUCAUCGGCGGCCGGCUUGUUAGGAACAUCAAGGGACGCUCGCUCAGGAAGAUGUUUCAUCGAUGGAGCGGACGGCUCAUCGCUCUUCUCGGUAUCAUCCAGGUUCCUCUCGGAUUGACACUCUACGGCUCGCCCAAGUACACCUUUAUCCUCUACUCUCUCUGGAUGACCUUUUUGCUCUUGCUCUACUUCAUCCUCAGUUACCGAGCUGAGGGCGAUGACCGUGGCCGGGAGACUUACAUCAGUGGAGGUCGCUCUGAAGGACCGAGCGGCGUCUCAUACGACUCCGAGUACUACAGCGAUGUCCGCACGGAGAAGUCCAAGGGUCACAAGUGGGUGGCGCCUCUGGCAGCCGGCGCCACCAUUGCCGCGUUGUUCAGUCGCAAGAAGAACAAGGAGAGGGAGAAGGAACUCAGCCGGGAUAGAUCACGAUCAAGGAGCCGCAGCCGCGGACCAGAGGUCAUCGGCUCCAGACGGGAAUCAGUGAGCUAUCUUCCUUCGCGCAGAGGUUCCGCUAGCUACUUUGAGGACGAGAAGUACACCGAAGUUGAUUCACGCCGCGAUGAUAAGAAGAAAGGGGGCGGCUUCAUGCAGUCCCUCUUUGGUGUUGGUGCUGGCCUCGGCGCUGGUAAGUUGCUAUCCAACAUGAUGAAGAAGAAGGAGAAGAAUCGACCCCACGACGAGGAAUACUCCGCUGUCUCGACCGAAACCCCAAGACGUCGCCCCAGCAGAAACUACCCGGCCGCGAGCGAGUUCACCGACUACACCGACUGGACCGAAGAUACCCCUCCGCCCCGGCGCGGGCCCCGCGAUGGGUCCAUCCUCCCUCCACCCGGAAACCCGGUAAUGGCCGCCCAGGCUCUGAGCGCCGCCGAAUCACGCACCAACCGACCUCAAAACGCCAGAACUCGAUCCCAGUACAGUUUCGAAGACUCCGAGUACUCGUCCUACGUCAGCCCCUCCAGACGACCGGAAGCCGCACCCGCCGGCCCCGCAGGUGGGGCCGGGAAGGGUAUUCUCGCCGGACUGGGCCUGGGAUGGUUCGCGAAAAAGCUGGCCGACCGCAAGAACAAACGCGCUGAGGAGCAGAGGAUCAGGGAGGAAGAAGACAUGAGAUCGGGCGUCACGGAUUCCAGAUACACAGGCGACGGCUUCUCAUCCCCGUCUCGCGACAGACGCUCUCGCCGCGCCAGCGGCCGCCCGCCUAGACCUCCCAUGUCCGCCCUGAGCACAGAGAUUACCGAGCUGACCGAGUCCUCCGAACUCGAGUCGCGACCUCCCGGAACAGGCUACGGAAGAGGACCACCCAUGCCGCCCUUCUCCGCCGGCCCACCUCCGAGAACACCCCCGGGAGCCGGCUACCCCGACUCCGUCAGCAUGCCAUCGAUGCCCCCAGACCCGCACGGCAUCCUCAACCGCGGUUCCGAGUCAGACGUGUACGGCUCACCCAGCAGCCGUCCCCGCCGCCGCGACUCUUCCAGCCGCAGGAGGGCCGGCGAAGAAGCCGCAGCCGCAGCCGUCGCAUCAGCCAGCGUCCUCGCGGCCAAGGAAGAGUCCCGUCGCCGCACGGAAUCAGAGCGCAUGGGCGCCUCCCCCUCGGCCCCCGUGAGCGUCAAAGUCAGAGUCCACGACGAUAAGGACAGGAACGUCACCCUGCGGAGACUAACCGAGGAGGAAGCCGCCGCCUCGAGGCGCGACCACAGGAGAAGACGCGGGUCGAUGAGCAGUCUAUCCGGGACGGACGCGGGCGGCAGCGGACGCCGAUACCGCCGCGACUCGAGCCAGAGACGGGCGGAAGCGGCAGCCGAGCGCAUGGCCGAGGCGGGCGACACCCUCUCGCCGCCGAACCCGGCCUUCGCCGCCGGCCGCAAACCCAAGGACUCGGCGUACUACUCGGGCCCCGCCGGAAACCAGCCGGCCGCGAGCGCCACCGUCUCUAGCAUCGGCAGCGAGCACACCCACGGCACCUGGUCCCAGCUGAGCCCGUCCCCCGCGGCCCCCGCCGGACCGAACCCCACGGGAUCGGCGGCCGCGGACAACCGGCGCAGGAGGAGGCAGGAGCGCAGACGGAGCAGCGCGAGCCAGCGCCCGACGGGCAUAGACAUGUACGACUAG